UCUCUCUCGCUCUCUCCACAUCGGUCGUGCGGUCGUGCCGCCAUCACCAUCGCCCCUCCCCCUCUUCCUCCUCUCUUCUUUUUCCCUCCCUUUCGCUUCGCUUCCUCUCCUCCUCUCCACCAUUGGCGACCUCGCAAACCCUAGCGCGGCGAGCGGGGGGAAGAUGAGAUGGGACGCAGCGGAGGCGGAGGAGGUGCUGGAGCGGAUCUGGGACCUGCACGACCGCCUCAGCGACGCCAUCCUCGCCGUCUCCCGCGCGCACUUCCUCCUCCCGCCGCCUCCGCCUCCUCCGCCUCCGCCGCCGUCUCAGCCGUCGGCGCCGCCCGCGCGCGAGGGGAGGAACGGGUACGUGUUCGUGAAGGGGUUGAAGGGGGGUGGAGGAGGAGGAGGAGGCGGGGUGGGGGAUGGUGUGGGCGUGGGCUCGGCGAAGGCCGCGGCGGCGGAGGCGAUGGCGGAGGCGAGGAGCCUGCACGCCAUACGGACGGCGCUCGAGGACCUCGAGGAGCACCUCGAGUUCCUUCAUACCGUUCAAUCACAACAGCGGGCAGAGCAGGAUGCUGCAAUUGCUAGAUUGGAACAGAGCCGACUAGUCCUUGCCAUGAGGCUAGCUGAACAUCAGGGGAAGAAGUAUAGAGUCAUUGAUGAGGCCUUGGCGUUUGUAGGCGAAGUUGGUGACAAGAGUCGAUUCAUCUCACCGGAAGAUGUUCGUGCAACUCAUAACCAGUCAGGGGAGGAUGUAAUGGACAGUGGGAGCAACGGUUCAAGUAUUAUGGGGAAUGUGUUAUCUUGUAGUCUAUCUUUGGCCAAGAACUCAUUUCGAGUGGACAAAAUCGGUAGUGCUCUGGGUAACGCUGCAGCGUUUGCUGUAAGUAUGUUUGCUUUCUUGCAGCUGCAUCAAGUUGCCUUUGGAAGCAAAUCUCCAGCAAUGGAUUACAGGAGGCACAGUUACCAUUCUGGGAGCUCACUACAGAGUGGCAAAGGAAAGCAACUCGAAGUGUACCUAGCCAGAGGUUGAGGAAUCAUCAAGUCACUUGCUGUUGCCUGUACAGAAGUUUUGACCAAAUACCAGUUUUCACCGGUUUUGUUAGGGCACUAAUCAUUCUUUAUGACGAAAUGGACUAUGUUUCAGGCUACUAGGAUACUAAUUGUUAAUUCGUUUGGACGUGUUGGACUACGUUCCAAUUAAUAGACGUCAUACCUCUAAACCUGUAAAUGGAUUUUUCAUUAGAGAUGGAUGGAAUGCUUGUAAGUCUGUAUUCUGUCAGCCGAUUGGAAUUGCUGUGUUAGGUUUGUUGUGUCCUCAUGAGUUAUGAGGAUUGAGGAGUGUUGAAAGGACAACUGUUUGUUGUGCCCUCAUGAGUUAUGAGGAUUGAGGGGUGUUGAAGCAUUCAAGGAUUCAAGGUUCUUUGCUUAACUGAGAAGUCCAGUUUUUUCUUUUCUUUUCUUGAUUAUUGACUAUUUUCGACAUCGGCUACCUUACAAGUACAUGUGAUGCUUCAUGCUUGUGUUCUUUUAAGGCAGUGCACUUGAGGGUAUAA
Messenger RNA from Oryza sativa Japonica Group (Japanese rice), 1538 nucleotides. RefSeq names its product plastid division protein PDV1. The record is from RefSeq and is a predicted model, not a curated record. Gene Ontology annotation, biological process: chloroplast fission. NCBI's taxonomy places the organism in Eukaryota, Viridiplantae, Streptophyta, Magnoliopsida, Poales, Poaceae.